GGCGGUGGCGCUCUGGAUACCAGUCAUCAUUUCAUACAAGAAAAAGUGCUUGUUGCUAAGCCCUUAGCCUGUCAGGUGUUUUCAUGAACAAUGGAUCAGAAGAUUCCGUAUGAUGACUACCAGCUCCCGGUGGUCUUUCUGCCUUCAUAUGAGAACCCACCAGCAUGGAUAGCCCCUCAGGAGCGUGUUCAUCACCCUGAUUACAACAACGAGCUCACCCAGUUCCUGCCUCGUACCAUUGUAUUGAAGAAACCUCCAGGAGCACAGCUCGGCUUCAACAUCAGAGGGGGCAAGGCGUCUCAGUUGGGAAUCUUCAUAUCGAAGGUGGUCCCAGACUCAGAUGCCCACAGAGCAGGGCUGCAAGAAGGAGACCAGGUUCUUUCUGUGAAUGAGGUUGAUUUCCAAGACAUAGAGCACUCAAGAGCUGUAGAGAUUCUGAAGACUGCACGAGAAAUACUGAUGAGGGUUCGCUUCUUUCCUUACAACUACCAAAGGCAGAAGGAGAGGACUGUACAUUAGGUGGCAGCAGAGAGAGAGAGAGAGAGAGAGAGAGAGAGUUGGACAGCCGCGUCACCGCACGUCAUCACCCUCCUCCUACAGACUCUGGCCUCCAUUCUGCUUCAAGAUGACUGAUGCAUGACUAACGGCCUCAAGUCCUCCAUGUAAGGGCAACACAUACUCUCUUAUACACUCUCUCGCCCAGAUAUCUGAGCGCUCCCUCCACUACUGUGAUACAUGAUGAUUUCCACUCCAUCAGGUUGUGUUCACAGGAAUCGAAGAAGCUCAAAACAGACAUUUCACAUUAUAAAUGAUGGAACUGAUGCAUAUUUUUCAAGUCACACAUUAACAGUUACACACCGUGCAUAUUUUUAUCAUGCGUGGCCUGUCCUCGAUUUUCCUCAGGCCCUCUAAUCAAAUGUUUCUACUGAACGUAUUUUGAUCAAGUACAGAGUAGCACUUGUGUAUAUUGUGCAAAUUUGCCUUGAUGACACUGAUAUAAAGCAGAGAUACAUAUACACUGAAAUGCUAGUUUGUAAGGUGUAUCAGACUAAAAGUAACGCAGCCGUCAUGAAAGCUAUAAUGUUUAAAUUGUUUGAUGGAAUCAUUUAAACUCAAGAUCCUCUCAUUAGCUUUCACAGGAGCUUUCAGCUGCAUAUCAUGGUUCUAAUGUUUUUUUCUUAUAUUGAUAAACUGGCAACCAAAUGUAUGUACAUGUAAAAAAAAAAUGUACAUAUGGCUUGCAUUUCAGUACGCACUGACGGUAAAUAUCACUGAUCUAAAUAUCACUGUGAAUAUACUGUAGAUCCAGUUUUUAAAUAUUUAACAAACAUUUUUAAUGGUUUAGGGAAUUUGAAAUUGUGUAAAUAUAUUUCAGUGAUUGAUAUGAUUGGUCGAGCAUUACUUAAAGGUUAUGUAUGCAACAUUCAGCGUAUUAAUUAAGCAGCAACCCACUAUUGAGUUAUGGAGUCCUGAGCAGAGAGUGAAUUCACGCUCUCUGUGUGCGGGGUGUUAUUUGAGCUUCUCUGUGGUUGAAUUUCGUAAGCUAGUCCAUCUGUGCGUGUGUGUUAGUGCAUGUGUGUAACGAGCUGGUUAGCUCAACGCUGCUGCUUUGCACUGCACUCAUAUGGCAGUUACGGCUGAUAUCAAGACGGCGCCCACCCUCAGGUUUUCUGGUAAGGAGGCUGAAAAGAGGAAAAGUCUCUGUGUCAUAUUGCAACGUAUCAUCGGGGUACAACAUAGGAGCAGUAAAAUCUGGUCUGCACUUGCUGAAAGGCUCAUUAGAUAAUUAAAUAAAACCAUACUGCUUAGAUUUGCUGCAUCAAUAAUGUCCUGUAAUUUCCUGUGUACACAAAAAAUGCAAUGUGUACGACUCAACAAGUUGGAUAAAGUGUAUUAAUAAUGUUUUCUCUGAAGUGAGAAUAUGAUUAUAAAGUGACGCUACUCGUAAGAGCUGUGAAAGACACUUUUUAGCUGAAACUUGGAACACAACCUGCUUCCUACCAGGUUAAGUUUGCUGCGUGAGUUACCAUGGAUAUCUAGCCAAGUUAAAAGAGAGCCACUGUCAUCAGACAGAUAACCGUAGCCUUAGACCCAACAUACCUGCUGCUUCGUGGUACGGCCUUCUGGUCCACAUUUUCCGAAAGGUUCAAUAACUGCUGCGCUAUCAUAGAACACGAAGAUCGAUUUGUUUCAUUGAGUCGUCAGAAGUCAGCCUUGAGUCGAAAUAUAUUCAAAAAGAUAUGGGUGAGAAUUACAAUUCUGCAAUUAUCGAAAAGCUCCUUCAUAACAAAUCAUAAACAAAUGCUUUUGAAAUAAAAACGUUCUAUUGUAUAUGGGCCGCCAUCCAUACGAGUGUACCUAAUGAGAUCUGCCAGGUCGAGAGCACCCAAAGAGCAGCUGAGAGGCCACCAUCCCUUUAUUUGCGCCUCCCAACAUCGCAGCUCCAUUUACAUUGCGCAUGUGUUAUACUCCAUAGCUCCCAUGGGGUUAAAAAACAUGUCCCAGCCUUCAUUAAGUAGCCUUUACAUCUGAUUCGCAGUGGCAACACUGUUGGUGUUGUUAGCACUGUUUUUGAAGUAAGCACUGUAAGCUGCUAGCCGGAAGCUCCACGUUACAAACCGUGUGAAGACAACAUGCUCUGAAUUUUGCAUAGACUCCCUUUGAAUAUUGUCAGUUUUUGUUGAUGUAUCAUGUCACAUGAUAGGUUUUACAUAACCUGCUUCUAGGCUGAAUGAUAUAAUUAUUUAAUGUACGAAUAGUAUAUUUAAGGUGCCAAAUUGUGGACAAGUGUGAUGUCUAACAUGCAAAUACAGUACAUGAUAACAGCACAUUGCGCCCUGCAUUUCUGUAUAAUGAUGAAGCCCGUGAUAGUGGGUUUACCUGAGUGCAGGGAGACCUUGUCGUUAGCAUUUCAACAGAUCACCCAGGUACUUUAAUCAUUUUGGCCGCUGUGGUUCAGUGAAAUCAGCUUUGGACUCAAAGUAAAUCAGCACACAUUUGAACAUUAAAAGAAAGCAAUUGAAAACCUCCGAGUGUUACAGUCUGCUAGUAUAAAGCAUUUAUUUAUAUGGAAAUACCUGCCUGUUGCAUAAUAACACUGUCUUAUUCCUUUGUACGCUAUUAUUUUCAUACAAAUAACUUUGGCUGUCCAUCAGAUGAACUUCUCGUGUUUUUUCCGAAUAAAGAAAACCAUGACAUUGACAUGGUGAAAUAAGGAAAAAGUUUUGAACUUUA
Messenger RNA from Plectropomus leopardus (leopard coralgrouper), 3234 nucleotides. RefSeq names its product PDZ domain containing 11 (gene pdzd11). Lineage: Eukaryota; Metazoa; Chordata; Actinopteri; Perciformes; Serranidae. The record is from RefSeq and is a predicted model, not a curated record. Gene Ontology annotation, molecular function: protein binding.